AUGGCGCCAAAAGAAACAAAGUUCAAGGUGGCUGCUGCCCAUGCUGCACCUAUCUUCAUGGACAAAGCAGCUACCAUCAAGAAGACCGUUCAGCUCAUCGAGCAGGCUGCGAAGGAAGAUAUCAAACUUCUAGUGUUCCCAGAAACGUUCAUCCCCGGCUACCCCUACUGGACUGAAGCCUACCCACCCCUCAAGCAGGUAGCGGCUAUAGCCAAGUACGCAGAGGAGAGCGUAGUAGUGGAGCCCAAUGGCGAGGACGUCAGUGCAAUCCAAGAUGCCUGCCGCCGGACUGGAAUAGCGAUUAACCUGGGUAUCUCGGAGCGUAUCGCUAACGGCCAUACGCUAUUCAACUCGCAAGUCAUCAUCGAUAGCGACGGCACUAUCCUCGGGGUUCAUCGCAAGCUGCAACCCACGUUUGUCGAGCGCAUGGUUUGGGCUCAGGGUAACGGAAGCACAUUACGCACCUGGCCCCUCUCGCUUGGUUACAACCUCGGGGGUCUGGCCUGCUGGGAGCAUACCAUGAACGGUGCGCGCCAGGCUCUCAUCACGCAGAACCAACAUAUUCAUGCUGGAGCGUGGCCAGCCUUGUCGACGCUUUCCAGUUUCGAGCCCGUCGCUAACGCGCAGAUUGAGGGACUCAUGAAAGCUCACGCUUUGACCGCCCAGGUCUUCGUCAUCACGGCCUCCGACUAUGUCGACCAAUUGUGCCUCGACUGGAUGGAGAAGAACCUCGGAAAACAAGACCUCAUCUCCGCUGGUGGGGGUUGGUCCUCCAUUCUCCACCCUUUCUGCUCCUACAUCGCCGGUCCGCACACGGGCGGAGAAGAGAAGCUGGUCCAAGGCGAGAUUGACCUGGCAGACUUGGGCGCUGUCAAAGUAUGGAUUGAUGCAGCGGGACACUACCAGCGCCCGGAGAUUUUGCAGUUCGGCUUUGAUCCGCGACCGCACUGGGCGGACGAGAAGACGGACCGCUUCAAGAUAGUACGUGCGGAUGAUAAGAAAGUGGAGACUGAGAAUGUUGAUCAGUCUCAGAAAGGUACGGUUUGA
This is a messenger RNA of Pyrenophora tritici-repentis Pt-1C-BFP, 1047 nucleotides long. Its product is annotated as CN-hydrolase domain containing protein. Gene Ontology annotation, molecular function: catalytic activity. NCBI's taxonomy places the organism in Eukaryota, Fungi, Ascomycota, Dothideomycetes, Pleosporales, Pleosporaceae. The record is from RefSeq and is a predicted model, not a curated record.